AGCUGUCCGCGGCGCAGAUUCCUGCUUCUGGUCGGAUCGGAUCCCCCCCCCCCCCUCCUCCUGUAACCCCCCUCCCCAGAUAUUUUGUUUUCCGCUCCCCGGUUUCUCGCUCCGACUGGGCGCUUUUAUAUCGCGCACGUCGGCGCUCAGUCGCCCGCAGCUCUUUUUCGUCCUUGCGCUGCGCCUCCCGUGGCAAUGGAUUGAUUUCUGCGCGCGCGUGUGUGUGUGUGAGUGCGUGCGUGCGUGCGCGCGUGUGUGUGUUUUUCCCUUCUCCGACCUCUGCCUCGACCAAGUUGAGCAAACAGUCUCUCUCUCUCUCGCUUCCCAGCUAUUCAUGUUUCCUCCGGACAGUUUUAAAAGAACCAGACUGCGGAUGUUUUUGCACAUUUUAGGACUUUGAACUUUUUUUUUUUUUUCUUGCAGGAUUUUAAGGAAUUUUUUUUAAUUUUUUUUUUUUUUUUGUUAAAGCUACUGCGGGGUUCCUGACGCCUGCAAAGAUUAAUUGGUGAAAAGUGAUGGCCGAGCGGGGAGCUCUGUCGCUCCUCUCUCUCCUCUGUCUCACCUUCCUCCGCACGGAGACCACCGCGGCGAAGCAUGUCGACAAAGGUUCAGCGGCGCAGCCCUUCACCCCCUUCUGGUUCACGGUGGAGCCCGAGGACACGCUGGCCAUCCGGGGCAACUCGGCGCUGCUCAACUGCUCGACCCACAGCGACCCGGCGGCGCCGGCGGUGCGCGUCGAGUGGAAGAAGGACGGCACCUUCAUGAGCCUGGUGUCGGACGAGCGGCGGAGCGUGCUGCCCGACGGCUCGCUGUUCUUCGCCCACGUGGUCCACUCCAAGCACAACAAGCCGGACGAGGGCACCUACCAGUGCGUCGCCACCAUCGACAACAUCGGCUCCAUUUCCAGCCGCACGGCCCGCCUCGCCGUAGCAGGGAUGCCGCGCUUCGCCAGCCAGCCCUCGCCGGCCGCCGUGCACCUGGGGAGCAGCCAGGUGAUGGCGUGCGAGGUCAACGGCGACCUGGUGCCCUUCGCCCGGUGGGAGAAGGACCGCCUGCCGCUGGAGCCCAGCGCCAGGCUGGUCCAGCUGCCCAGCGGCGCCCUGGUGAUCAGCAACGCCACGGAGGCCGACGCCGGCCUGUACCGCUGCCUGGUGGAGAACGUGGGGUCGUCCAAGGCCAGCGACGAGGCCCAGCUGCAAACGCUGCCAGAAACCGGAGAAGAGCGGAAGCUGGAGUUCCUGGUGCAGCCGGCGCCGGUGACCAAGGCGGUGGGCGCCGACGUGCUGCUGCCGUGCCUGGUCACCGGUUUCCCCGCGCCGCGCCUUCGCUGGAUGUUUGGAGACAAGCACCUGGAAGAAAGCGAGGGCCGCGUGGAGCUGCUGGGCGGAGGCAGCCUGCAGAUCUCCAACCUGACGGAGGAGGACGCCGGCGUCUACACCUGCGCGGCGGACAGCGGCAACGCCACCGUCGAAGCCCAGGCCCAACUCACCAUGCAAGUUCCUCCUCGGUUUGUCAAGCGGCCGGACAACAUCUAUGCCUACGAGUCCAUGGACAUCGUCUUCGAGUGCGAGGUGUCGGGGUCGCCGGCUCCCACCGUCAAAUGGGUCAAGAACGGAGAUGCCGUCAUCCCCAGUGACUACUUCAAAAUAAUUAAGGAGCACAACCUGCAGGUUCUGGGUCUGGUCAAGUCGGACGAGGGCUUCUAUCAGUGCCUCGCGGAGAACGACGCGGGCAACAUCCAGUCCAGCGCGCAGCUCGUCAUCUUAGACCACGAUGUAGCCCUGCCCUCUUUUCUCUCCCCCCUCACUGACUCCUAACACUGCUGACCAUGUAACGCCAGGCUCCAGAGGGCAGCCCGUCCGGCGGGGCCCGCCCCCUCGCCCCCCCGCGACGUCGUGGCCUCCCUGGUUUCCACCCGUUUCAUCAAGCUGACGUGGCGCCCGCCAGCCGAGCCCCACGGAGACGAGUUGACCUUCUCUGUUUUCUACAGCCAGGAGGGAACCAGCAGGGAGCGAGUAGUGAACACCAGCCGUCCAGGAGAGAUGCAGGUCACCAUCCAGAACCUCAUGCCAGACACCAAAUAUCGCUUCAGGGUCGUGGCCCACAACGGCAACGGCCAGGGGGAGAGCUCCGCAGCGCUCAAAGUGGCCACCCAGGCUGAAGUGCAAGUCCCCGGCCCCGCCCCCAACCUGCAGGCGGCGUCCAACUCGCCCACCUCCGUCUCUCUCAGCUGGGACAAACCGCUCACCGGCAACGGAGAGAUGCUCACCUACAAGUUGUACUACACGGACAAAAGCUUUGGCAGCGAGCAGGACGUGGACGUGGACGCUCAGUCCUACGCCAUGACGGGGCUGAAGAAGAACACGGAGUACAGCUUCCGCGUUGUGGCCAACAACCAGCACGGCCCGGGCGUCUCCACCGACGACAUCGUCGUCCGCACGUUGUCCGACGUACCAAGUGCUCCUCCUCAAAACCUCACCGUGGAGGUCCAGAACUCAAAGAGCAUCAUGCUGCGGUGGCAGCCCCCGCCCCUCAGCGGCCAGAACGGGGAGAUCACCAGCUACAAGAUCCGAUACCGGAAAGGAUACCGCAGGAGCGAAGCAGCCGAGACCACCGCGGGCACCCAGCUUGUAAAGCUCAUUGACGGGCUGGAGCGCGGCACGGAGUACUCCUUCCGGGUGUCGGCCAUGACGGUGAACGGCACUGGACCGGCCACCGAGUGGACCGCGGCAGAGACGUUCGAGAGCGACCUGGACGAGUCCCGCGUCCCGGACCAGCCCAGCUCGCUCCACGUCCGCCCGCUGGUCAGCAGCAUCGUGGUGAGCUGGACGCCGCCGGAGAACCAGGACAUCGUGGUGCGCGGCUACAGCAUCGGCUACGGCAUCGGGAGCCCCCACACGCAGACCAUCAAGGUGGACUACAAGCAGCGCUACUACACCAUCGAGAACCUCGACCCCAGCUCCCACUACGUCAUCACCCUGAAGGCCUACAACAACAUGGGCGAGGGGAUUCCCGUGUACGAGAGCGCCAACACCCGUCCGCAGUCCGACCUCGAUGUUGACCCGUACGAACUCUCCCAUGCUCCAUACACCCCAGUACCAGACCCCUCCCCCAUGAUGCCGCCCGUGGGCGUUCAGGCCUCCGUGCUGACGCACGACACCAUCAAGGUGACCUGGGCCGACAACUCGCUGCCCAAGAACCAAAAGAUCACCGAUAACCGCUUCUACACGGUCCGCUGGAAGACCAACAUCCCCGCCAACACCAAAGUCAAGACGGCCAACGCCACCAGCCUGAGCCACAUGGUGACCGGCCUGAAGCCCAACACGCUCUACGAGUUCUCCGUCAUGGUCACCAAAGGGCGGCGCUCCAGCACGUGGAGCAUGACUGCACAGGGCACCACCUUUGAAACCACUCCCAGCUCGUCCCCGAAAGACGUGACCGUGGUGAGCAAAGAGAACAAGCCUCGCACCAUCAUAGUCAACUGGCAGCCUCCCUCUGAAGCCAAUGGGAAGAUCACCGGCUACAUCAUCUACUACAGCACAGACGUCAACGCCGAGGUCCACGACUGGGUAAUUGAACCGGUGGUGGGCAACCGCCUGACCCACCAGAUCCAGGACCUGACGCUGGACACCACCUACUACUUCAAGAUCCAGGCCCGCAACUCCAAGGGCAUGGGGCCCAUGUCCGAGGCCGUCCACUUCCGCACCCCAAAGACCGAGUCCUCUGACAAAAUGGCUAAUGACCAAGCCUCAAAUCUUCCACCCAAACCGGGGCCUCCAGGCAACUCGCAUCCCCAGGACCCCGGAACGGCUGUCGGGGUCGGAGGCAACGGCGAAAGUCACAUCCUGGUCAUCGUCAUCAUCAUCUCCGUGGGGGCCUUCACCAUCAUCGUGGUGGUGGUCGGGGCCUUCCUGUGCACGCGGCGCACCACGUCCCACCAGAAAAAAAAGCGGGCGGCCUCCAAGUCGUCCAACGGCUCCCACAAGUACAAGGGGAACUCCAAAGACCUGAAGCCCCCGGACCUGUGGAUCCACCACGAGCGGCUGGAGCUGAAACCCAUGGACAAGUCGCCGGAUCCCAACCCGGUGAUGACCGAGACGCCCAUCCCCCGCACCUCGCAGGACAUCACGCCGGCCGACGCCGGCCUGGACGGCAACCCCCACCUGCAGCAGCGCCGCAACUCCUACCGCGGCCACGAGUCAGAGGACAGCAUGUCGGCACUAGCAGCCCGACGAGGGAUGAGGCCUAAAAUGAUGAUGCCUUUUGACGCGCAGCCGCCCCAGCCCGUGAUUAGCGCUCACCCCAUCCAUUCCCUCGAUAACCAUCACCACUAUUAUCACAUGGGCAGCCUGGCGGCGCCGACGCGCAGCUACCUCUACCACCAGGGCGGCGGGCACCCGCGCCCGCACGCCUGCGCCACCCCCGUCUCCCAUCUAGAGAGGGUGGAGUCCACAGAGUCGGUGAGGAAUGCCCCCAGCUCGGAGCCCCUCCCAGCAGCCACCACCUCCUCCCAGGUCUCCUGCCCCUCGGAGAUCAUGGUGGACCCCGAGGGCAGCUACCACGGCUCCACCACCACCGAGGAGGAGGCCAGCUACUCCGGCAACCUGCCCCCCCACCGCUCGGCCCACCCGCACGCCCACGCCCACCCGCUCAAGAGCUUCGGCGUGCCCGCCAUCGCAGCCCCCGGCCACCCGGCGUACGAGUCGCCCGCCCUGCCCAGCACCCCGCUGCUGGCUCAGACCGGGGCCCCCACUCACCCCCAUGUUGUUAAAACAGCCUCUAUCGGAACCCUAGGGAGGACACGGACACCGAUGGUGGUCACGGUGCCCAACGCCCCCGAUGUGCCCGAGACCAGCAAGAUGCUGGAAGAUGUCGACAGCAGCUACGAGCCCGACGAGCUGACCGAGGAGAUGGCCCACCUCGAGGGCCUCAUGAAGGACCUGAACGCCAUCACUACAGCGCCAUGAGCGCGCACACAAACACACACACACACACUCGCGCACACACACACACACACACACACACACUCCCUCUGUCAUCCGCACGUACACACAGAAAGACGCACACUCUAAGGUCAAACAAACACGGCCAAACAUGAAGCUCGGGAGGCCGGUGGACACUGAAUGGCUUCUCGCGUCCGCCUGCAGGACAAAAAAACAAGAAAAAAAGCAAAACAAACUGCAGACUGAAAACGCCGGAACUUUCUUUUCCGCUUCGCCGCGUCUCAGGAAGGAGACGGAGAGAAGAAGAAGACGAGGAGGAGGAGGAGGAGGAGGAGGACGGAAAGAAGAAGUGACUCGGUUCGUCAUUUUUACGAAGAACCAUUCUCAGAGACAAUGAACUUUUACAACGUCGGCCGCUUUCCACCGAAGGAUUGUGAGUUCCCUCCUGGGCGGGCUGCUUCGCGGCGAGCGUUCCCUCGCGAUAACCCAGCGGCGGAUUCCACGUCGACGUGGAAAGGAGGAAGUCUGGAACGUAUGCUGGUUUUGAUGUUGGUGCUCAUGCGGCGAAGUCUACACAGUGUUUGUUUGAUUAGUGUUUUCUUUGUGCAUUUUGUGUAUCUAUUGGGCCGUUUCAGUGAAGUGAACAUUGGAUAUCAGCCCCCCCCCCCCUUCCCCUCUCCCCUUUACAAGCCUACAUUAUUCAUAAACCUCGUUUUUACCCCCUCGUGUCUUAUAACGUGCCAUGACUUUUUAUUAUUUUCUAUAUUAUUGUAUUAUUUUUUUACACACAUAUCCUUAUAAACAUGUACAUAUGUUGUGUGUGUGUUUUUUAACUGCCUCAUUCUUUCGAUGUUUCCCCAUUUGUUUCGUUAUUAUUAUUAUUUGGGAUGAAAGUGGGACUACAAGCGAGUCCUGCAGCUCAGUUUUCAUAUCAGAAAAGGGGAGAGAAGCCUGAUGUGUUUUACAGUUUACUGUGUUGGCCCCCUUUUGUACGUUUAAAGAGUCGUCUUUCUCCGUCUUCUGUUAGUCGUGGGAGCUCCGUUCGAAAAGCCUCACCAACGUGUUUGUAUGCAGGAAACGUGGCAACAUGCUUCUCUGCAGUCCUGUGGGACUUGACAGUAUCUCCUCACAGGUCGGGGGUACCUAAAGGACUCAGGGCGCUGACCCCCCCCCCUGCACACCCCUCCUGAACAGAGAAUAACUCGCGUGGCAGUCAGUCAAUCGAUCAAUCGCCUGCAGCAGACGAGUUAUCUUUUAUACGAGAAGUUUGGUCGAAUAUUUGUGUCGUUUCCAAAAACCAAUAUUUGGUUUCAGGCGUGCGUCCCGCGGAGCAACGCGCUCUCACAGCGGCGGGUGUCUCCUUUUCCUUUUUUCCCAUUCCGUUCAUGCCCUGGUUCUUUUACAAAAGAUGGCCGUUUAAAUGGGACUCCCCGAUUUUCUUUUUUUUUUUUUUUUUUACAUGCUAGUUUUUGUAUCAAGAAAAAAAAAACAUGAAUCUUGUUCUCUACACACAUCCGAUUUAAAAAAGGAAAAAAAAAAAAAGUUCAUCCAAGAAGCUCGUUUUUAUUACCCUCUUACCCAAAGAAAUUUGUCAUUUGCAAUCAUAGUAAUUUGCUCUACUUUUGUGAAUACCAUGUUUCUCAUCAAUGUACAUCGUCAUGAAUGUCAAUAUAACUGUACGAGAUUUUAACAAACGAACAAGUUUUGGAGAAGACGUGAUUGAAAACAAAGGGGGGGGAAAAGAACCGGACUCCAUUUGCGAAAAUAAUCUAUUGAGUUGUAAACAGUUGAACCUGUAUUGCACUUUUUCACAAUUUUUGAAAAGUACAUUUCUUACAUAUCUUGUGUUUUAAAUAUCAAACGCUGUUUGUGUAACGUAGUGUCCUAGGUAAGCAGCAGGCAGCUGGUCUUGUUUUUUUAGGUUUAUUCUUUUUUUUUUUUUUGCUUCAGAAAGGAAUUUGAGCAGCGAGUUGUUUAUUUUGCAGCUCAUGAUGAGGAAUUAUGUUGUUGCUUGUUCAUGUACAGAGCUUUCUCUGCUUUCUGUAGAAAACAAAUCUGUGGCUUUUUAAAAAAAUGUUGAAGAAAAAGUUUUGAAAAAAAAAAAAUGUUUUUUUUAUUGGUGCUCCUAUACAUUGUGUAUACAAACUAUUAUGAAUACUAACAAAGUAAAUGUG
This is a messenger RNA of Gasterosteus aculeatus aculeatus (three-spined stickleback), 7117 nucleotides long. RefSeq names its product neogenin 1a (gene neo1a). The record is from RefSeq and is a predicted model, not a curated record. NCBI's taxonomy places the organism in Eukaryota, Metazoa, Chordata, Actinopteri, Perciformes, Gasterosteidae. Gene Ontology annotation, biological process: cell-cell adhesion. Gene Ontology annotation, molecular function: protein binding. Gene Ontology annotation, cellular component: membrane.